Messenger RNA from Talaromyces rugulosus, 3006 nucleotides. RefSeq lists its product as uncharacterized. Gene Ontology annotation, biological process: GPI anchor biosynthetic process. The record is from RefSeq and is a predicted model, not a curated record. Gene Ontology annotation, molecular function: mannose-ethanolamine phosphotransferase activity. Bases 1 to 3006 code for a protein of 1001 amino acids. Lineage: Eukaryota; Fungi; Ascomycota; Eurotiomycetes; Eurotiales; Trichocomaceae. The transcript has 4 exons. Gene Ontology annotation, cellular component: endoplasmic reticulum membrane.
AUGGCGCGCGUCGGCCGAGUCGGCUUCCUGCUGAUUGCAGCGGCAUUUCAUCUGAUGUACCUGUACUCGAUUUUCGACAUCUAUUUCGUCUCUCCCAUUGUCAGUGGUAUGCGAUCAUAUGCCGUCGACCGCGAUCCCGGAGCAGAAGCACCCGCAAAGCGCCUCGUCCUUUUUGUCGGAGACGGUCUACGUGCCGACAAAGCCUUUCAGUCAUUUCCGGACCCCUCACCGCCAGCUGGCCUCAGUCCGGAAGAUAACGUGCCCAUCCAUCUUGCGCCUUUUGUCCGCUCGCGUGUGCUGAACCACGGCACUUUCGGAGUCUCGCACACUCGCGUUCCCACCGAGUCCCGACCGGGCCAUGUUGCGCUCAUCGCCGGACUAUACGAGGAUGUCUCCGCGGUUAUGACGGGGUGGAAGCUAAAUCCGGUCAACUUCGAUAGUGUUUUCAAUCGCAGUCGGCAUACUUGGAGCUGGGGCAGUCCGGAUAUCCUGCCUAUGUUCAGGGAUGGUGCGGUUCCCGGCCGCGUUGAUGCAGAUACCUACGACGAAGAUGACGAAGAUUUUACUAGCGACGCUACACAUUUGGAUAUAUGGGUGUUUGACAAGGUCAAGGAGCUGUUCGCCGAGGCCAGGAAGGAUCCCGCGCUCCAUGCCAAGUUGAGAGAGGACAAGAUUGUCUUCUUCCUCCAUCUACUUGGGCUAGAUACAACCGGGCAUGGAUUUCGGCCUUACUCGAAAGAGUACCUACACAAUAUCAAGAUCGUCGACCAGGGGGUCAAGGAGAUCACCCAAUUGAUCGACAGCUUUUACAACGAUGGAAAGACGGCGUACGUAUUCACUGCAGAUCAUGGUAUGAGCGACUGGGGCAGCCAUGGCGAUGGCCAUCCCGACAACACCCGCACCCCACUUGUGGUCUGGGGCUCUGGUGUCGCGCAACCCCAGCGCUUGGAGGAUGAUCAAGUCACUGGGCACGAGGAUGGGUACUCUUCCGAUUGGGCACUGGAUCAUAUCCCCCGGCACGACGUGGAGCAGGCCGAUGUGGCCGCUCUGAUGGCCUAUCUAGUUGGAUUGGACUUUCCAGUAAACUCUGUCGGUCGACUGCCACUCGAGUAUAUCGAUGCCACCCCGCGAGAAAAGGCCUUAGCGUCUUGGGCGAACACCCAGGAAGUUCUAGAAAUGUACAGAGUCAAAGAAGCACAAAAGAGCGAGAAUCAAUUAAAGUUCACGCCCUUUGCACCGCUGAGCCAUGUGAAACUUGCCGCGCAUGUCUCGGAGAUUGAACAGCUACUCUCCGAAGGCAAGUUUGCAGAGUCGAUUGAUGCGUCCGCCCAGCUCUUUACAACGGCUUUGGCAGGCCUUCGAUAUCUCCAGACAUAUGAUUGGCUAUUCCUCCGAGCGAUUGUUUCUGCGGGCUACUUGGGCUGGAUUGCGUAUGCGAUCACGACCGUUAUCGACCUCCAUGUCCUGCACGGAUCGUCCGAGCCGCAUAGGACAUGGUUCAGUAGCUCUGUUUUCAUCUCAAUUCUCGUCGGUUUGUUCUCUUCUUUUAUAUACCAAGGCUCCUCUUGGAGAUACUAUGCAUAUGCAGUGUUUCCAGCUUUUUUCUGGGAAGAGGUAUUUGCUCGCAGGAAAGCGUUGGUAGCUGGCCGUGAGAUUCUCCUGGGCCAUGUAAAAUCCAUUGGCGGGUACAUUUGGUUUGCUCUCCAAACUGCAGCUUUUGUUGGCAUUUUGGAGGCACUUGUCCAAUCAUACUUCCACCGAGAAAUAUACACUGUAUGCUUUAUCGUUGCAGUAUUCUGGCCUUUAUCCUCGGGCAUUGGAUUUGUGUCCCAGCACCGUCUGCUUUCGGCAACUUGGGCAGUUGGUUGUUUGGCCAUGAGCGUGUUUACGCUUUUGCCGGUUAUCAAGGUCGAGAGCGUCACAGCAAUCACUAUUGCCGGAUUGUUGAUAUUUGUGACUGGUCUGCUUUAUCUCAUUUUUGAGGAGACGUUUGCGCGGGGAUCAGGACAUGCGAUCAGUGUGUCAGGGGCUCGCACUAUUAUGGGGGCACAGGUCGGCAUGAUUCUUUUGGCCGUGAUUGUGACGCGAUCCAGCAUAAUUUCAUUGCAGGCCAAGGAAGGUCUGCCCCUGGGGAACCAGGUCACUGGGUGGGCUGUGCUCGUGUCAUCACUCGCCAUUCCCUUUGCGCACCGGGUGUAUCCGAAUAGCUCUUACUUGCACCGGCUGGUGAUGAUCUACUUGACAUUUGCGCCGACAUUUGUCAUUCUCACUAUUUCCUACGAGGGACUGUUUUACUUUGUGUUCUGCAUGACCCUGGCCACCUGGGUGCACAUGGAACACGCUCUUUACGCGUACGCGAAGCAGCAGCAGCCAUUGGCAGCGUCAGAUAAAAAGACGUCCAAAACGGUAGUCAAAGGCGAAACAUUCGAGUUCCGCACCCUCAGCGUUUCAGACUUGCGCGUGGCGCUCUUCUUCUUCUUCCUGCUGCAAUCAGGCUUCUUCAGCACGGGCAACAUUGCCUCCGUCUCCUCAUUCUCACUAGACAGCGUGAACCGGCUGAUCCCCGUGUUCAACCCGUUCAGCCAGGGGGCGCUUCUAAUCCUAAAAAUCAUGAUCCCGUUUGCCCUGAUCAGCACGAAUUUGGGGAUCCUGAACCGCAAGCUCGAAGUCGCGCCCAGCGCGCUAUUCAUGGUGGUCAUGACAAUCUCGGACAUUUCGACGCUCAAUUUCUUUUACAUGGUGCGUGACGACGGCUCGUGGCUCGAGAUUGGCACGACUAUUAGCCACUUUGUCAUUGCAAACUUGCUAUGUUUCUUUGUGGCGGGGCUGGAGUUUGUGAGUGAGGCGUUUGUCAGUGGCAUUGAUUUCGCUGUCGAUCAUCCUCAAAGCAAUACUAAUAGCAUUAAUAAUGGUACCCCGGAUGAUGCUCAGCAUUCCCCCAGACAGUCGGGCAAAGCCGGAAGAGGGGGACAACCAUCAGGAACAGCUAGUGCUGCUAAAUCUUGA